AUGAAACAAAUAAAAUAACCUAAUCAAAUAAUAAAGAUCCUCUAAAACAAAAAUAGUGAAGAUAAUUAAGAGUUAAUAUUUGUUUAAGAAUAUUCUUUGGUACAACUAAAAGAAAAUAAUAUAAAUACAAUUUAUUAGGUUAAUGAUAAGAUACUUGAUGCUCUGUCAAUUCACUAUCCAUUAAAUAUAUUUCAAAUUGCUAUAUUAUAUGAGAAUGGGCAUGUUGAAUUAUACUAGCUUUAGACUGGAGUCACUUUUUCAUUGAGUUUUAAAAACAAAAUUAAUAUGCCAUAUAAAUUAUAUUAUGUGGAAGGAAUACUUUAUGUAUCAGAUUACAUUUAGGGAAUGAUUUAAAUUAAUUUGAAAAGUAAAUCAAUUUCAGAAUUUUAAAAUAAGGAAGCAAAAGUUUUGAGUGUUAAUGAAAUCAAAAAUAAUGCUUAAAUCUUUUAUUAUACAACAAAAAAACUAAUUAAAUAUGAUCAAUUCUCACAAUAAGAAAUUUGUUUAAUUUAAAAUCAACAAAUUUAACAAUUUUCAAACAUAUCUCGUAUAUAUGUAUCAAAUAAUAUUAUGGUACUUUAUUCUUAUAAAGCAUUGUAAUUUUAUUAAUUAAAUCCAUUUAAAGAAAUAAUUAAUUAUAGUUAGCUCAUAAGAAAUCGAAUAAUUGAUGUAUUGGAAUAUGGAAUUAAUCAGCAUAAAUAUCUAAUAGUUCAAGAAAAUGGGUAAAUCGACUUAAUAACCAUAUAAAUUGAGUAAAAAAAAUCAAAUCAUCUUAAUUUAAUAAAUCUGGAUAUCGAAGAUGUUAGAUUAAGUUAUUUAUUUGAUAAUGAAUGCUUAAUUAUAGUCUCAAGUUAUGGAAUAUCAAUUUUUGAUUAAAAUUUCCUUUUAAGUUCCUAAUUAGAAUUACCUACAAGCACUAUAAAUAUUUUUGAAUUCCAAAAUAAUUUAUAUGCAAUUAAAAAGUAUAAUAAUUAUACUUAACCAUUUGUUCUUAAAGAAUGUAGAAAUAUUGAUAAAAAAUAGAUUGUUUAGAGUUUUGAUCAAAAAAUGAAUAUCAAACAAAUUUUUUAAAUUAACCAAUAUCUGAUAAUUAUUACUGUAAAUCAAAUACUCCUUUAUGAUGAAAAUAAACAAUUGCAAGUUUUAGGUUAUUAAAGCUAUUUUUAGAAUUCUAUAAUUUUAGAUAAUUAGUACUUGUUAUUAUCAAAUGAUUAAAAAUUGUAAUUAUAUUACAUUUAAAAUGGGAAAUUAUAAUUGAGUGAUUAAAUAGAAUAAGAAGCAAUUUAAAUUAAAUCACAUUUUUAAUAAAAUCAAGCAACAAUAUUUAAUGAAAAUGGAUAUAUUUAAUUAUAUUAAGUUGAUUAAAGUAAACUAAUAUUUUAAGGUUAAUCAAAUAAAUAUUUAGAUUUAAGUAGUUAUUAUAUAGAUUAAUAAAAUCUAAUAAUUUGUAGAUUUAAUUGUUAAUUAGAUUUAUUUAGAUUUCCAUUUACAACAUAAAUUAAUGAAGAACCAUUACAUUCAUAUUAAUUAAAUUCUAUAGCUAUGUUGAUAAAUUAUGAUUAGAUUAUUAACGAAUACUAAGUAAUAUGUUAGAAUGGAUAAUAUUAUAAGUUUGAUAGUGAAUUGAAUUUAAAAUAAAUAAUUAAUCCAUUUGGUUUAAAUAAUAUUGUUUUAGGUAUUUAAAAUUUCUAAAAUAACUAUGUAAUAAAUAUGUAGUAAUAGAGAGUAUAAAAAUAUUUAGGAAUCGAUAAUAUAAAUGAAUAUAACAUAAAAAUUAAUUAAAAUGAUGAACUUUUUUUAAGUAAUAAAAAUGAACUUUAUUUGUUAAAUAAUUUAAGUUUAGCUAAAAUAUAAUUAAAAGAAAAAGAAUUAGAUUUCUUGAAUGCAAAUUUUACUAAAAAUAAAGAAUAAAUAUUAUUGUUAAAGGAUAACAUUCUAAUAACUGAGACUUCUGUUUAUAGAUAUUUAUUAGAGUCUUUUGAAUUGAUGUAGAAUUUUUAAGAAGAAGGAAAAGUUAUAUAAAUAGCAGAUAUUUAAGGAUAAUAUGUUGUAUUAUUGUUUGAGGAUUCUUCACUCUGUACUAUGUAAGUACAUGAAGAUGGAUAGAAAAAUUUUUAAAUAUAUUAAAUAAAAGAGAAUUAUAAAUUUUAAAAUAUAAAGUUGUCAAAAGAUAUUAUAAUAUUAACAUAUUAGAAUGAAGUAACAGUCUAUUCAUUAAAUAAAUUUGAAAAGCUUGAUUAAUUUAAAGCUAUAUAUCCAGAUAAAAAUGUAACUGUGGAUGAAUAAAUUGUUUAGAUUUAAAUUGAUACACAUUCUGAUUCAUAAUUAAUUUUGACAUUAUUAAUUUAAUAUGCAGGAAUUGUAAUAAUCUAUUUAAAAUUAAAUAAAAACAAUGGAAUAACAAUAGCAAAAUUACAUAAAGUAUAUAUUAAAUAUUUAUAUAUAGAAAAUACAUUCUCCUAUAGAUAAUUCUGAACAUUUAAGAAUGCAAAUAUAUUAAUCAACAUGCUAAUUAUUUAAUACAAAAAAGGAAUAUUAAGUACUUAAGCAAGUUCAUCAUUUCUUUGAUUCUAGUCUAUAGCCAAUUUAGAAACCAAUAUUAAUGAAUGAUUGUAUCAUAGAUUCAAUAAUUUUUGAUGAAGUAGUUUAUUAUAUAGGUAUUUGUGGGGCUUUAUGGAGUUUAAAUUUAGAUUGA
This is a messenger RNA of Paramecium sonneborni, 2695 nucleotides long. NCBI's taxonomy places the organism in Eukaryota, Ciliophora, Oligohymenophorea, Peniculida, Parameciidae. The record is from the annotation of a GenBank genome assembly.